Lactuca sativa (garden lettuce) is the source of this 417-nucleotide messenger RNA. NCBI's taxonomy places the organism in Eukaryota, Viridiplantae, Streptophyta, Magnoliopsida, Asterales, Asteraceae. The record is from RefSeq and is a predicted model, not a curated record.
AUGAUUGACAGGGGCGAAUUUGACUUAAACAAUUUUAAAGAUGGUAAAGCAGCAAAAAAGGAACAACUCCUGAAAAGGGCUCAAGCUGAAUCUGAAGGAAAGUCAGUUGAAGCCAAGAAGCCGAUAGUUGUCACAUAUGGUCUUAAUCAUAUCACUUAUCUUAUCGAGCAGGUUGUUGUAAGGAUGCUAAAAGAGGAAGGAAUCCGAUCUUUCUACAAAGGACUUGUACCUUCUCUCAUUAGAAUAGCCCCUUAUGUUGAAGCAACUUUUGCGUGUAUUAUUGCUUGUGAUGGUGUUGCUGGAUUAUAUAGAGGUUUUGUGCCAAAUGCAUUAAAAACGUUACCAAACAGCAGAAGAAAAAGAGAUAUGAAGGGAAAAAAAGCUGAGGGUGGUGGGAUAAUGGGGUCAAAAUCAUAG